Molecule: messenger RNA, 5550 nt
Organism: Plasmodium vinckei vinckei
Lineage: Eukaryota; Apicomplexa; Aconoidasida; Haemosporida; Plasmodiidae
Product: Plasmodium exported protein, unknown function
Exons: 2
Coding region: 1-5550 (1849 amino acids)
Source: RefSeq, a predicted model, not a curated record
AUGGGGGCCAAAAAGGGAAUGGAAUCCGAGCGUGGGAUUAACAAAAUAUUGACUAUAAAAAUUUUAGUGUUAAACUUAACUUUCAUAUGGAUAUUAGCACAUUUUACUAAUGACAUUCCUGUUACAUUACACAAUGGUGACAUCGCAAUAAAAAAUAAAUUCGAUUUACGAAGGAUAAGAAUAUUAGCAUCGAUUUUUGAAGAUGAGGCACAAGACAGUAAUAAUAAUGAUACUAUGCUUAUUCGAUAUUAUCAAGAUCCCCUCGAUUUAUUCUAUAAGUCAAAACCUAAAACUAAAGGACGAAUUAAUGAACGCAAAUUAGAUUUUAUGAAAAAGAUAUAUCCCAAUGUUAUUAAUGACAAUGAAAACCCUGAAAAUAAAUUUUUAGAACUAAGAAAUAAAGCGCUCGCCCCUAUUGAAAAACGUAAUCAAGGCCUACUAGAUGUUCAUAAUAGUUUAUUGAGUUUUAGUAAUUAUGUAUCAGAUAUGAAAGCUUAUGGAUCAGCACUAGAAGAAGUAAAAAAAAAUAUGGAUUCUUUUAGAAAUACAUGUGAAAUACAAUUUUCAGGAAUAAAAGAUCUUUUAUCGAAUUAUAUGGAUUCCUAUGGAUCACAAAUUAAGGAAGUAGGAAAAUAUUUAUCUGAGAAAAUCGAUUCUACUAAUAAUUUACCUGAAGAAAAGAAAUCUAAAGAUAUUCAUGAUGAUACACACGCUAAUGAAAUAUAUUCACAAUAUUAUUCUGAUAAAAAUGAUUCAGCAACAAAUGAUCGUAAUUCAAGUUUAGCGAAGACAGAAGACUCAAAAUCUGAUUAUGAUAAAAAUCACGGUGUUUUCGAAGAUGAAAAUGAAUCGCUUUAUGAAUAUUUUUACAAAAAAUAUGGCGAUGAUAUCCCUUUUAUUACCGAAAUAGAUUCAAGUGAUACCGAAGACGAAUCUGAAGAUGUCCCAAUUUUUAAAAAACAACAUCAAUACGAAUUAAAGGAUACAGAAAAUGAUGGAAUAAAAAAUACAGAAAACAAAAACGUUGCAGAUUCUAAUAAUCAGGAGUAUCCAACAAAAACAACUUAUAAAGAAAAAACUACUAUAAUAUUGAAUUUUAGACCAUCUAAUGAUGAGUCUGAAGAUGAUAUACCUCAAAUUACAGAAACUUAUUAUGUUGAUGUGAAAAAACCAAAUGAUGAUAAUCAUAGAAAAGAUGGAACUAAUGUUACAGGGCAUUCAAAUGGGAAAAUUUUAAAUAAAGAAACAACAGGGCAAUCUGCCGCAAGCAACAAAAUUCCAAAUAAACCUACGGAAGAUCAACAAGCUCCAGCUCAACAAAUUCCAGAGCAAAAAGUUAAACAACAAACUCCAGGACAACAAGUUCCAGGUCAACAAGUUCAAAGACAACAAACUCCAGGACAACAAGUUCAAAGACAACAAAUUCCAGGCCAACAAGCUCCAGCUCAACAAAUUCCAGAGCAAAAAGUUAAACAACAAACUCCAGGACAACAAAUUCCAGGUCAACAAGUCCAAAGACAGCAAAUUCCUGGUCAACAAGUUCAAAGACAGCAAAUUCCAGGUCAACAAGUCCCAGGUCAACAAGUCCAAAGACAGCAAAUUCCUGGUCAACAAGUUCAAAGACAGCAAAUUCCAGGUCAACAAGUCCAAAGACAACAAAUUCCAGGUCAACAAGUUCCAGGCCAACAAGUCCCAGGUCAACAAGUCCCAGGUCAACAAGUCCAAAGACAGCAAAUUCCAGGUCAACAAGUCCCAGGCCAACAAGUUCAAAGACAACAAAUUCCUGGUCAACAAGUUCAAAGACAACAAAUUCCAGGUCAACAAGUUCCAGGCCAACAAGUUCAAAGACAACAAAUUCCUGGUCAACAAGUUCAAAGACAACAAGUUCCAGGCCAACAAGUUCAAAGACAACAAAUUCCUGGUCAACAAGUCCAAAGACAACAACUCCCAGGCCAACAAGUUCCAGGACAACAAGUCCAAAGACAACAAAUUCCAGGCCAACAAGUUCAAAGACAACUCCCAGGCCAACAAGUCCAAAGACAACAAGUCCCAGGUCAACAAGUUCAAAGACAACAAGUCCCAGGCCAACAAGUUCAAAGACAACAAAUUCCAGGCCAACAAGUCCCAGGUCAACAAGUCCAAAGACAACAACUCCCAGGACAACAAGUCCCAGGUCAACAAGUCCAAAGACAGCAAAUUCCUGGUCAACAAGUUCAAAGACAGCAAAUUCCAGGUCAACAAGUCCAAAGACAACAAAUUCCAGGUCAACAAGUUCCAGGCCAACAAGUUCAAAGACAACAAAUUCCUGGUCAACAAGUUCAAAGACAACUCCCAGGCCAACAAGUUCAAAGACAACAAAUUCCUGGUCAACAAGUCCAAAGACAACAACUCCCAGGCCAACAAGUUCCAGGUCAACAAGUUCCAGGACAACAAGUCCAAAGACAACAAAUUCCAGGUCAACAAGUCCAAAGACAGCAAAUUCCAGGUCAACAAGUCCAAAGACAGCAAAUUCCAGGUCAACAAGUUCCAGGCCAACAAGUUCAAAGACAACAAAUUCCUGGUCAACAAGUCCAAAGACAACAACUCCCAGGUCAACAAGUCCAAAGACAACAACUCCCAGGCCAACAACUCCCAGGUCAACAAGUCCAAAGACAACAACUCCCAGGCCAACAACUCCCAGGUCAACAAGUCCCAGGUCAACAAAUUCCAGGUCAACAAGUUCAAAGACAACUCCCAGGCCAACAAGUUCAAAGACAACAAAUUCCUGGUCAACAAGUCCAAAGACAACAACUCCCAGGCCAACAACUCCCAGGUCAACAAGUCCCAGGUCAACAAAUUCCAGGUCAACAAGUUCAAAGACAACUCCCAGGCCAACAAGUUCAAAGACAACAAAUUCCUGGUCAACAAGUCCAAAGACAACAACUCCCAGGCCAACAAGUUCCAGGUCAACAAGUUCCAGGACAACAAGUCCAAAGACAACAAAUUCCAGGUCAACAAGUCCAAAGACAGCAAAUUCCAGGUCAACAAGUUCCAGGCCAACAAGUUCAAAGACAACAAAUUCCUGGUCAACAAGUCCAAAGACAACAAAUUCCAGGUCAACAAGUUCAAAGACAACAAAUUCCUGGUCAACAAGUCCAAAGACAACAACUCCCAGGUCAACAAGUUCAAAGACAAUUCCCAGGCCAACAAGUUCAAAGACAACAAAUUCCAGGUCAACAAGUUCAAAGACAACAAAUUCCAGGUCAACAAGUCCAAAGACAGCAAAUUCCAGGUCAACAAGUCCAAAGACAGCAAAUUCCAGGUCAACAAGUCCAAAGACAGCAAAUUCCUGGUCAACAAGUCCAAAGACAACAACUCCCAGGUCAACAAGUCCAAAGACAACAACUCCCAGGCCAACAAAUUCCAGGUCAACAAGUUCAAAGACAACUCCCAGGCCAACAAGUUCAAAGACAACAAAUUCCUGGUCAACAAGUCCAAAGACAACAACUCCCAGGCCAACAAGUUCCAGGUCAACAAGUUCCAGGACAACAAGUCCAAAGACAACAAAUUCCAGGUCAACAAGUCCAAAGACAGCAAAUUCCAGGUCAACAAGUUCCAGGCCAACAAGUUCAAAGACAACAAAUUCCUGGUCAACAAGUCCAAAGACAACAACUCCCAGGUCAACAAGUUCAAAGACAAUUCCCAGGCCAACAAGUUCAAAGACAACAAAUUCCAGGUCAACAAGUUCAAAGACAACAAAUUCCAGGUCAACAAGUCCAAAGACAGCAAAUUCCAGGUCAACAAGUCCAAAGACAGCAAAUUCCAGGUCAACAAGUCCAAAGACAGCAAAUUCCUGGUCAACAAGUCCAAAGACAACAACUCCCAGGUCAACAAGUCCAAAGACAACAACUCCCAGGCCAACAAAUUCCAGGUCAACAAGUUCAAAGACAACUCCCAGGCCAACAAGUUCAAAGACAACAAAUUCCUGGUCAACAAGUCCAAAGACAACAACUCCCAGGCCAACAAGUUCCAGGUCAACAAGUUCCAGGACAACAAGUCCAAAGACAACAAAUUCCAGGUCAACAAGUCCAAAGACAGCAAAUUCCUGGUCAACAAGUUCAAAGACAAUUCCCAGGCCAACAAAUCCCAGUUCAACAAGUUCAAAGACAGCAAAUUCCUGGUCAACAAAUCCCAGUUCAACAAGUCCAAAGACAGCAAAUUCCUGGUCAACAAGCUCUAAGACAACAAAUCCCAGGUCAACAAAUUCCUGGUCAACAAGUCCAAAGACAAUUCCCAGGCCAACAAGUCCAAAGACAACUCCCAGGACAACAAGUUCAAAGACAGCAAAUUCCUGGUCAACAAGUUCAAAGACAACUCCCAGGCCAACAAGUUCAAAGACAAUUCCCAGGCCAACAAGUUCAAAGACAACUCCCAGGCCAACAAGUCCAAAGACAACUCCCAGGCCAACAAGUCCAAAGACAACUUCCAGGCCAACAAGUUCAAAGACAACAACUCCCAGGCCAACAAGUUCAAAGACAAUUCCCAGGCCAACAAGUUCAAAGACAACUCCCAGGCCAACAAGUUCAAAGACAACAACUCCCAGGACAACAAGUCCAAAGACAACUUCCAGGCCAACAAGUCCAAAGACAACUCCCAGGCCAACAAGUUCAAAGACAAUUCCCAGGCCAACAAGUCCAAAGACAACUCCCAGGCCAACAAGUUCAAAGACAAUUCCCAGGCCAACAAGUCCAAAGACAAUUCCCAGGCCAACAAGUCCAAAGACAACUUCCAGGCCAACAAGUCCAAAGACAACUCCCAGGCCAACAAGUUCAAAGACAAUUCCCAGGCCAACAAGUUCAAAGACAACUCCCAGGCCAACAAGUCCAAAGACAACUUCCAGGCCAACAAGUCCAAAGACAACUCCCAGGCCAACAAGUUCAAAGACAACUCCCAGGCCAACAAGUUCAAAGACAACAAAUUCCUGGUCAACAAGUUCAAAGACAGCAAAUUCCUGGUCAACAAGUUCAAAGACAGCAAAUUCCUGGUCAACAAGUUCAAAGACAGCAAAUUCCUGGUCAACAAGUUCCAAAACAACAAGUUCCAAAACAACAAGUUCCAAAACAACAAGUUCCAAAACAGCAAGUUCCAAAACAACAAACUAAAAACCAAAAAGUCCCACUCAUUACUGUUCCGAAUAGGCCAGUUGCACAACGCGUUCCACGUGUUACUGUUCCAGAUAGACCAGUUGCACAACGAGCUUCAAAUAAAAAUGCUGCAAAACAAGUCCCAAAUAAAAAUGAUGCGAAACAAGUCCCAAAUAAAAAUGCUGCAAAACAAGUCCCAAAUAAAAAUGCUGCAAAACAAGUCCCAAAUAAAAAUGCUGCAAAACAAGUCCCAAAUAAAAAUGAUGCGAAACAAGUCCCAAAUAAAAAUGCUGCAAAACAAGUCCCAAAUAAAAAUGCUGCAAAACAAGUCCCAAAUAAAAAUGCUGCAAAACAAGUCCCAAAUAAAAACGCUGCAAAACAAGUCCCAAAUAAAAAUGCUUCAAAUAAAAAAAAUAAACGAAAAUAA